AUGGAUAUAUUGCGACAUCUAAGUGCGAGGAAGAGCCAUGAGACGGGCCAUCUCGAAACUAGGGGAGUAUUGUUAAGAAGGGAACUGAGUGGUGGAGGAAUCGCCGGUGUUGUUGUCGGUGUCAUCGUGGGCCUUGCGCUUGUAGCUCUCUGUUCCUAUCCAUUUAUCAUCCGUCGCAUCAGACACCGCAAACAAGACCAUUCUCAUGGACUCACCAACACGAACGACCCUGAGACGGGUGAGGUUCCAACGACGGGAACUCCAACCACAGCUGAUCAUCAACGCCGUUUAUCGUCGCAGGACUCAUUUAAGCCUUCGGGAGAGAAUGUUCGUGGAGGAGUAGAGGGAUCUGUCAAGGACUUGGACUGGACUCCCCACGAUACUCUGAUACAGUCGAACGGGCAACAAGGACUGGAUCAACAUAACACUGGACCCCGAAUCGAUACUAAUCUGUCUUCGCAUCGUUUCAACAAUGCUCAGCUGGGCUGCGACAAUUCGAUACCGCGUUCGGCGCCGUUCGAUGGAACAUAUCAUGAAGAAUAUAUGCCACAGUCUAUUGGAGAUGCGCAUGAUGGAACCCUCAACGGAACCAGUGCGGACUACUACAGCCCGGCCGUGCCAUCAGAAGCAUUCGGCAUGUUUACAACUGAAGAGCCUCGACCACAGCCAGAACGUUCAUGGUCGCGUGGAAGUUCAUUGAAGCAUAACUUGAAGCAACUGUUCAGUCGAAAGAGUACGCGCGAUCAAUCCUUCAGUUCCCCAACAUCGCUGUCUUUUGCUGAAGGUCCCGAAAACACCAGAGCCACUCAUGUCACUGAGGGUGUGCCUCUCCAGAGGAUUACUACGGCCGGAGACCCGACUGAGUCUCCUACUGAUAUCGCUGCGCCUGCUACUGAUUCAUUACCAGCACCGCCCCAUCCUGCCCCGGCUCUGGGUUCACCGAUCGCAUUACCAUCUACUCUACCCAAAGGGACCGCGCCAAGCCCGCCAGAAUCUUCACCAGCCACGUUCAAUUUCAACGCAUCUCAGUCUCCUCCCAGCCACCCCGCUCCCGGUACUGUGAACCCGAUGGAUAUGAUGCCGGCUUCAACGGAAAGCGAAUUAUGGCAUAGAACAAACUACCAACUAUAUGUAGCACAAUCCUCGCCACACCAGCUGCCACCAUCAACGGAGCCUUCAAGGGACGAGAGACCUGUUGAUUCACCCUCACCAUUGACACUGGCUCCUAAUACUCCCCGGCCUCAGCCUCAACUUCUACCUGUCGUCCAAUCACCCACACCCACACAGAGUGAAACUGCAUUGAAGAAAGAAGAGCCUGAUGAGAGCCAGGAUGUCUCCAUGUCUGAUAUUCCAUCGAACAACCACUUGAGUCCUAUGCCCGACACAGGCACCCGACACCAGAGCUACCCUUCAGAUGCUUCAACUCCUCAACCAGGACCGGCAUCUACCAACCCCUCAUCACUAAACACACCUGCAACUCAGCUCGAUACCCCUUCCCCCCAUUCUGGUGUAUCCUCCGACCAUCGUCCAAGCGUGUCACCGGGUAACGGUGCCAACAACUUGUCACCAAAGAAUGGCGUAUAUGCGUGUGACGAGCCUGGCUGUCAUCAGGUCUUUGACCAGGCACACAAGCUUAAACAUCAUCAGCGCUACCAUACAAAAGACCACAAGUGCCCCUACCCGAAUUGUGGCAAGGGCUUUGGAACCAAGACUCAUCUUCAGCGUCAUGUCAACGAUCGCCACGAGAGGAAGAAGAAGUUCCAUUGCGCCGUCCCAGGUUGCGACUAUUCAAGACAAGGUGGGAAAGGAUUUCCUCGCAAGGACAAUUGGAAGCGGCAUAUGACGAAGAUCCACAACAUGGAUCAAAGAUACCUCCCCGACCCUGUGGAGGUCGAUCAAGAGAUGGGGGGCACAUGA
Messenger RNA from Fusarium coffeatum, 1917 nucleotides. RefSeq lists its product as uncharacterized. Gene Ontology annotation, biological process: regulation of transcription by RNA polymerase II. The transcript has 2 exons. Gene Ontology annotation, molecular function: DNA-binding transcription factor activity, RNA polymerase II-specific; RNA polymerase II cis-regulatory region sequence-specific DNA binding. NCBI's taxonomy places the organism in Eukaryota, Fungi, Ascomycota, Sordariomycetes, Hypocreales, Nectriaceae. Bases 1 to 1917 code for a protein of 638 amino acids. The record is from RefSeq and is a predicted model, not a curated record. Gene Ontology annotation, cellular component: nucleus.